This is a messenger RNA of Symbiodinium natans, 1356 nucleotides long. NCBI's taxonomy places the organism in Eukaryota, Dinophyceae, Suessiales, Symbiodiniaceae. The record is from the annotation of a GenBank genome assembly.
AUGGCGCAGCUCAUCCUUUUAGAUGCAGCCUCAACACCCAGCCAGGUGUGGCAGGCUGUGCAGGCAUCCUUGCAUGCCUGGCGUGAACCACGCUUGGCAACCUGGGCCCUUAGCCAGCUCAAAGCGCAGAGGAAAGGCGCCACAGCAGCUCAGGUUUUGGACGCCAUGCAUCAUCUGGCCUGCGAGACCUCAUCCUUCCACAGCAACACUGUGAUCAGUGCUUGUGCCGAGAGCGGGUUGUGGCAAUUGGCGCUGCAUGUUCUGAACUACAUGCCUAAGUUGACCGCUGAGCAGAACAUCAUCAGCUACGGCAGCUGCAUCGCAGCAUGUGACAGCUGCAGCCAAUGGCAACAUGCUUUGCAACUUUUUGAACUUUCAGCGAAGGCACGGCUACAGCCAUCCGUCAUAACAUAUAACAGUUUAGUGAAUGCGUGUGGUGCAGCGGGAGAGUGGCAAUUAGCAUUGCACUUUUUCUGGCACUUGUCUCACCUGGCCUUGCAACCAACUGUCGUCAGUUACGGUAGUGCCAUCAAUUCCUGUGAGAAAGCGGGGGAGUGGAAGCUGGCUUUCUCACUUCUUCAUGUUGCGCCCACAUCUGGACUACGCUCAAACACCAUUAUGUAUGACGCUUGCAUCAGCACCUGCGGCAAAUGUGGCCAGUGGCAGAUGGCGUGCCUUCACUUGAGCCAUAUGGUUGCAGCAUCAAUCAGGCGAAUAGACAUCAGCUUCAACUCUGGCAUCAGUGCAUGUGAGAAGAACAGCUGUUGGAAGAAUGCAUUGAAAGUUUUUGGUGGAAUGCCCGCAGACAAUGUUGGGCACGAUUUCAUCAGCUUCGACUCGGCCAUCAGUGCUUGUGAGAAAGCAGGGCAGUGGAGCGAAUCAAUGGGUUUGCUUAGCAAGAUGAAGAGCCAGAAGUUGGAGCGUGUAGUGAUCACCUACAAUUCUGUCAUCAGUUCUUGUGAGAAGGGAGGACAGUGGAAUCACGCACUUGGUGUGCUCGCCAUCGUGCGCUCCGCGUAUGUUAGAGCCAGUGCCAUCACUUUCAACUCAUCGAUCAGCGCUUGUGAAGCAUGUGGAUGUUGGAAGCUAGCUUUACGUCUCCUGAACGAUAUGUCAGAAGCAAUCCUGAGCCCCACUGCGGUCACUUAUGGUGCAGCGAUUGGAGCUUGUGAGAAGGGAGAGCAGUGGAAUUGGGUCUUGCGCUUCCUCCGCGAUUGGCUGCAGAGCCAACCUGAUGCAAACGAGAUAACAUGCAGAGCUGCAGUCGCUGCUUGUGUGCGGGGAGACUGCUCGCAGCAAACUGUGGCUCUCUUGCACGGCAUGCGCGCGGCUUGCAUUGACAGGUUGCCGGCAUGA